AUGGACACGCAGAUCAGCGAUGCCAACGUGUUCGAUAGGAAGGAGAAGCUGUGUAGAUCGCCAAUAUUGAAGGAGGUAGUCGCACAAAUGUUUAGCGGCAACACACAGCAGCAGAUAACCCCAAAAGGGCAAGGCUCGAUGCUAAACUUCACUACGCCCAUCCCGAAGUCAAAAGAGGACAGCCAACAGACGAACAAGCUGCGAGCUGCCAAAGAAAAACUCCUGAAGCUGAUUGAGUUCAUGAAGGAGAGAAGUAACAUCCAUGGUGAGAUCAAGAAGCAAGCAGCACGGACCUUAACGGCGGUGAUAGAGGCAGAAAUGGAGCAGGAGGCCUUGAUUAAGAGAGUUGUAGUCGCCGAGGAGGCCCUGGCAGAGAAGGAAGUGGUGCAUGCGGCGUUAAUAAGGAGGGCUGUAAUUGCGGAGGAGGCCCUGGCAGCGACGAUCCUGGAUCAGGCGGUGUCGAGAGCCCCGCGCACAGAAAAGCGGGAUCGGGAAUCGCCAGGAGAUAAGGUAAGCUCAAAAAAGCGGAAGGAUGAGCUGAACGGCGACCACGAAGAGCAAAAUGAAAACAGAGCGGAGGAGCAGUGCGACACGGAGCAGGGUGAGGCUAGCGGCUGGCGAACCAUUCCUAAGCAGAAGGAGGAGAGUGAGAACAAGAAAAAAAUGAAAGAAGAUCGGCAGAAGCAGUUGCAGAGGGACAUGCCGGCAGAACGCGAAGAAGCGGAAAAAAAGGCGAAGAAUAGGGCGAGACCCCAACCUCGCCGGAUCCGGAGCAGAGGCGAUGCUCUGAUUGUUGGAGUGAAGGGCGAGAAGAUGACGUAUGCCGAUCUCCUCAAGAGAAUGAGGGACGACCCGAAGCUGAAAGAGUUAGGGGAAAAGGUCGUGAAAACCCGGAGAACCCAGAGCGGCGAGUUGCUCUUCGAGCUCAAGAGAGACCCGGAGGUGAAGAGCGCGGCUUUCAAGGCGCUAGUCGAGACAGCGCUCGGUAGCGAAGCUCAAGUAAAAGCUUUGUCUCAGGAGACGAUCGUUGAAGCGAAAAACCUGGACGAGGUCACAACAGAGAGUGAGGUGAAAGCCGUGCUAACAAGAGCGGAAUACCUGGGCGACGUUCCAAUGUCUAUUCGGCUGCGGAAGGCAUACGACAGUACGCAGACGGCGUCGAUUCGUCUACCUAUCGAGGCGGCAAACCGGCUUCUGAAGGUGGACAGAGUCAAAAUUGGAUGGGCGGUGGUUAGCUUUAGAGCCAUCCCACGUGAACCCAAAGAAAUGGCGAGAUGCUUUAAAUGCAUGGACUUUGGUCACCAGGCGAGGAAUUGUCCGGGACCUGACAGAUCGAAGCUGUGCCGGAAAUGCGGCAAUGAGGGGCACGUUGUGAAGGACUGCAAUAAGCAACCGAGGUGUAUGUUGUGCAAGGAAGACAACGACCACGUGACGGGAGGCUUUAAAUGCCUGGUGUACCAGAAGGCAAAGGCAGCCCUACAAUAA
Sabethes cyaneus is the source of this 1485-nucleotide messenger RNA. RefSeq lists its product as uncharacterized. Bases 1 to 1485 code for a protein of 494 amino acids. The record is from RefSeq and is a predicted model, not a curated record. NCBI's taxonomy places the organism in Eukaryota, Metazoa, Arthropoda, Insecta, Diptera, Culicidae. Gene Ontology annotation, molecular function: nucleic acid binding; zinc ion binding. The transcript has a single exon.